ACACACAUAAGAGAAUUGCUAUAACAAAAAAUGUAUUAAAUAAAAAGCAUAAAGACGAAGUUUUUAGCCAAGAAAAUGAAUUAACAUCUUUGGAAAGUAAUAAAGCUGAGAUUUCAGAAGUGAAAGAGGAAAGUUUUACUGCACCUUAUCCCCAAGCCGGGUUUUUUCGACCGGUAGCAGAAGAGCCCGUAACCCUGCACGUACCCGGAAGUACUCACGAUGAUAGUUUAAGAAAACUUUUUGGAAAAAAUCAUCCUCAAAACAUCCAGCUUAUUGACUUUGAUGAUUCGAUUCGGCUUGAAGAAAAUCGAAAAUGGCUUCAACUUCACGGUCAUGAAAAGCCGAAAGCCCCGUUAAGCGUGAUGUUAAGCGUUGGUUCUGGAAUUCAGAAGCGAAAGCACCAAAUUACUUUUUUGGCUUCGCAGGCCAAAAGGAAUGCCGAAGCUUUAGAAGAACAUUGGGCUUCUUGUCGCUCGAAGCAAAGAGCUGGACGCUCAACGUACGGAUUUAUGUAAAGUUACCG
Messenger RNA from Zophobas morio, 523 nucleotides. RefSeq lists its product as uncharacterized. The transcript is spliced from 6 exons. Lineage: Eukaryota; Metazoa; Arthropoda; Insecta; Coleoptera; Tenebrionidae. The annotation marks the transcript as partial. The record is from RefSeq and is a predicted model, not a curated record. Gene Ontology annotation, cellular component: nucleus.